GCUCCCCAUCCGCUCCGGCUGCCGCGCUUGCGCCGCCGCUACACGGGGCUCGGCUCGCCAUGUCGGCUUCCUCCUGCUCCUCCACGGCCGCGCUGCGGCCGGUCACUCACCUCAUCUUUGACAUGGACGGCCUGCUGCUGGAUACUGAACGUCUCUAUACAUUGGUAUUUGAAGAGAUAUGUGGGCGUUUUGGAAAGACCUAUACUUGGGAUAUAAAAUCAUUAGUCAUGGGUAAAAAAGCACUAGAAGGGGCACAGAUUAUUCGAGAUGUUCUAGAUCUUCCAAUAACCAAAGAGGAGUUACUACAUGAAAGUAAAAUGAAGCAGGAGAAGAUAUUCCAUACAGCUGAAUUGAUGCCAGGGGUCAAUAAACUGAUCCAACAUUUACACAAACACAACAUACCCAUAGCUGUUGCCACUAGCUCAGCUGAAGUGACAUUUCAGAUGAAAACAUCCAGACACAAAGACUUCUUCAAUCUUUUUCAUCAUAUUGUGCUGGGAGAUGACCCUGAGGUGAAGGGUGGCAAGCCACAGCCUGAUGCAUUUCUAGUUUGUGCAAAGAGAUUUCACCCUCCUGCACCUCCAGAGAAGUGUCUUGUGUUUGAAGAUUCACCGCUUGGAGUCAAAGGAGCACUGGCAGCAGGAAUGCAAGUGGUUAUGAUUCCAGAUGAAAAUUUAAGUCCUGAUCUUAAAAAGGAGGCAACUCUGCUGCUCAAUUCCAUGGAGGACUUUAAACCAGAGCUUUUUGGUUUACCAGCAUAUGAUUAAUGCCUAAUGUCUCUGUUCAUAAGCUUGACUGGAGUUCAGGAAACCAGAAUGAAAUCUUGUUAAGAUUUUAUAAUUGCUUUGUUUUGUCUCUCUUUCUUAAAUCUAGAGCAAAUAAAUUCUGUUAAAACUGUGUCUUCCACAGUGUUCUAACCUUUGAAAA
Messenger RNA from Lagopus leucura (white-tailed ptarmigan), 927 nucleotides. It is a transcript of the gene PUDP, whose product is annotated as pseudouridine 5'-phosphatase. The record is from RefSeq and is a predicted model, not a curated record. Lineage: Eukaryota; Metazoa; Chordata; Aves; Galliformes; Phasianidae. The transcript is spliced from 4 exons. Gene Ontology annotation, molecular function: phosphatase activity. The coding region runs from base 60 to 767 and encodes 235 amino acids.